AUGCCAGCGGAAACCUCGGGUCGCACUGGUAUUAUGUACAGCUACUACAUGCCUAAAGUCCGCUGGGCCAAGGGUAAUGAUAACGGCCACCGGCACUACUGGGCUAGCGCUGUCGUCUGGAUUAACCGCUGGGGCUGCGUCGACGACGAUGUCACCGCCGUCUGGCCUGUGGGUAUUUCCUUCACGACCGACCAUCUCACCUGGGGCACGGCGAAUGCGGGCGACUUCUCCUUCAAGUCGACGACUGUAGGCGUAGACAUGCCGACACACCCUAAAAUUCAGAUCCACGACACCGCGAUAGCGCCUUUUACAGGCGCCGACGGCGACAAGGUCUUCGAGCGUACGCUCGUCGGGUGGGACUCGCUCCCGGACGCGGCGGCAAAGGCACUGCAGGAUGUCAAGUACGAGAAGACGCAGGUUCCCUUCACCGACGCCAACUUUCAGGCGCAGAUGGACGCAGCGUAUAGGGAGAGCUUCUAUGGCGCUCUGAAGGACCAGCAAGGCUGUGACGCUGGUCGUGGGGGAUCGCCGACACCGACGACACAGGACCCGGACGAUACGACACCAACAGAUCCUAAAGCGACAGAUCCGACCGAGUCAGACCCUGCGGAAAAGAAACGUUAA
Molecule: messenger RNA, 624 nt
Organism: Colletotrichum chrysophilum
Lineage: Eukaryota; Fungi; Ascomycota; Sordariomycetes; Glomerellales; Glomerellaceae
Exons: 2
Coding region: 1-624 (207 amino acids)
Source: RefSeq, a predicted model, not a curated record